This is a messenger RNA of Rotaria sp. Silwood2, 2025 nucleotides long. NCBI's taxonomy places the organism in Eukaryota, Metazoa, Rotifera, Eurotatoria, Philodinida, Philodinidae. The record is from the annotation of a GenBank genome assembly.
AUGGAAAUGCACAACAACCAUGGAAAACCGAGUGAAGAAGUAGGACUAAGUUCAAGUGACAACGACACUAUCAUCAAUUUAAAUCAUAUUAAUAAAAUUUGUAUUCGAGACAGCAUGAUUUUAAAUUGUAAGCAUAUAUUCCGAACUGAUGGUUUAAGGUCUGAUAUUGAACUUAUAAAUGAUUUACUAUUUGGUAUUGUAAACUUGGAUAGAGACAUGUUGAAGAAAAAAAUAUUACCUCGAAUCUCUCGUCGACAAAUGGGUGAAGAGUUAUAUAAUGACAUUUGUAAUUGGUUAGAUAAAGAAGGAUCUAUACUAAUCGUUAAAUAUCUACCGUAUUUAUCUAUAGCAUGUAAUAUGACUUUUUAUCAAUGUAAUGUAAGAAAUCAUCGAGAUCAUGAUCGCAUAUUUGUACCUGUUGAUCAAAAUCAUGAUAUAGCAAAUGCUAUUUAUUAUAUGUGUGAUAGAUCAGGACAAAACAUCAUAGCUAUAUGUAUUACAGAUCAUUCCUAUAUCAAUCAUAUUCAUAAUAAAUUAUUAUUAUCAACUGAUAAAAAUGUCAAUGACAAAGUUGAAUUAUAUAACAUAUUAAUUUCUGAAUAUAUUAAACAAGCAAAAAGUCUUCAAUUUCAUCAACACUUACUCUUACUAUCUAAAUGGCAAUAUAUAUAUAAAUGUUAUAAGGCUAAAAUGCAAUUAACACGUGAUCUUACUCCGAUUGAUUUAUUAGACUAUUGUCAAUGUUUAAUUAUGCUUAGUAAAUAUAGUGAUGCUGAAAACUUAAUAUCAAAUGUAUUACUUAGAAUAAAUCAAACAGAUGAGACAUGGCAUCUACUUGUUAAAGCACAGCGCAAAUGUAAAAACUAUUCAAAUACAAGAAAAGAAAAAGAAAAACACGAAAUGUACUUAUCAGCUAUUGAAAGUAUUAGUAAAGCACUUAAACAGAAUGAAGAUAAUACAGAAGUAAAAAAUGAACGAACAAUAAUAAAUAAACUAAUAGAACGAGCAUCGCGAGAAGAAACUUCUCCAGAACAUGAUAUCAGACCUAGAAGACGCAUUGAUAAUUGUUCAUCAUACAAUAUUUUAUCAAUUGAUGGUGGUGGAAUUCGUGGAAUAAUGGCUGCUAUUUGGUUACGUGAAUUAGAACGAAAAACGAAACGAACCUGCUCAUCUAUGUUUCAAAUGAUGGCUGGAACAUCAACAGGUGCUAUUAUCGCUGCUGGUUUAUCCGUACCUGACAAAUAUAAUCGAACAAUACCAGCUCAUGAUGCUUCUGAGUUAGUUGAGCUUUAUAAAACUCGUGGAAAAGAUAUAUUUAUUAAAAAAUCUCGUAAUUUCUGUAACUAUCAUAGAAGUUCUUUCUCUUUAGCACCUAAAUAUUCCUCUAAUGGUAAAAGAAACUUAUUUGAACAUUAUUUUGGUCAAACUUUAUUAUCGGAGUGUUUAACGGAUAUUGUUAUACCAAUUGUAAGGAGUGCUGAUACUUAUACUCAUUUAUUUACAAGAAAUGACAGUUUAUAUUCAACAAGUUUAGUAGAUGUUCUAAUGGCAACAACUGCUGCACCUACUUAUUUUAAACCGCAUAUUUUGUAUGGUACAAAUCAUAUUGAUGGUGGUGUACAAAUGAAUAAUCCAACAAUGGCUGCAUACACGAAAGCUAUUGAAUAUGGUUAUGAGAAAGAAAAUAUAUUUGUAUUGUCAUUGGGAACAGGUGAUUAUAUAGAAGAUCCAUUGGUGGCUAACGAUCAUCCAGAUAUUAUAUAUUAUCUUAGAAAUCGCAAUAGUUUAGUUAAAGUUUUACUUGAUAGUCAACAACAUAAUGUGGAUUAUCAGAUGAGUAUUUUAAUGAAUGAUGAACAUUAUUAUCGGUGGCAAGUAUGGUUUGAAGAACUUAUUCAAUUAGAUAAAUACGAAACAGAUAUAGUGAAUAAAUUAGAAAAUAUUGCAUAUGAAUAUUGGGAAGAAAUGGAAAUUUAUGAUAAUAAUAGAUUAAACAGAUUGAUUGAACGUUUAAGAUUUGAAUAA